Messenger RNA from Peronospora matthiolae, 297 nucleotides. Lineage: Eukaryota; Oomycota; Peronosporomycetes; Peronosporales; Peronosporaceae. The record is from the annotation of a GenBank genome assembly.
AUGAAGACUCAUCGUGUUCCAACAAAAAAAAAAGAAGAAGAAAAUGUGCGGGAUAAAGACGUCGAACCUGGCAGCAAGCGAUAUCAACGCACACGAUCACUGGAAGAAGCUGUCGAUAUUCCAAGGGCAAAACGACUAAGUCGGGAUCAAGGUUUGGUCGAGACAUCUGCGGUGGCUCAAGAACUUCAUGACUUUGAGGCUGUCUACGUCAUGGAUUCAGUGGGAGAAAUGCCAACGACGUUCAAAACGGCCAUGGAAUCCAUAGACGCAGUAAAGUGGAAAGAAGCGUGCGACUGA